AUGGCAAAGUGGACUGUGCCACUGCUUCCACUGCUGAUUGUGGUAGAUGGUAUAUGUUUCACAGAGUUAGCACAAGCUUGCAGUCGGCUUGGUCAGCCUGCCCUCCCUCUACUUUCUGCAGAAAAAGACAUUAACAUUGGGGCGAUUUUUACAAUCCACAGAAAUGCUCUGCUAAAGAUUCAUCCGUUCAAUUCCAAACCAGAAUCAACAACAUGUGUCAGCUUGAAUUUGCGUGAAUUUAAAUUUGCUCAGACACUGAUUUUUGCCAUUGAGGAGAUAAAUAACAGCACACAACUGCUGCCUGAUGUUUCUUUGGGCUAUAAGAUAUAUGAUUCCUGUGGCUCUAUAGCUCAGACUAUCCAAUCGGGCAUGGCUUUGAUGAAUGGCUAUGACAAGACUUUGAAUGAUACGUCCUGCUUUAGACCACCAGCUGUUCUUGCCAUUAUUGGAGAGUCAACAUCCUCACCCACCAUUGGUUUAGCAUCUGUUAUUGGCCCUUUCAGCUUACCUGUUAUCAGUCAUUUUGCCACAUGUGCAUGCCUGAGUGACAGAAAGAGGUAUCCAUCCUUCUUCAGAACAAUACCCAGUGAUUAUUACCAAAGCAGAGCUCUGGCUCAGCUUGUCAAGCACUUUGGCUGGACCUGGGUUGGGACGGUCAGGAGUCGCAGUGACUAUGGUAAUAAUGGCAUUGCAGCAUUUGAGGAGGCUGCAAAAGAAGAGGGGGUUUGUAUUGAAUACUCAGAGGCCAUUUUUCGAACUGAUCCACAAGAGCAGUUUCUGAAGACACUGGAAGUGAUAAAAAAGGGCACCGCCAGGGUGGUGCUGGCUUUUAUCGCACUAGGAGAUUUUGUCCCCCUUGUGAAUUUAAUUGCGCAACACAAUAUCACAGGGCUGCAGUGGGUUGGUACGGAAUCCUGGAUUACUUCUCGAACUCUAGCAGAAACUAAGGAAUACAGUUUCCUUUCUGGAGCAGUGGGCUUUGCUAUAGCAAAUGCCAAACUUGUCGGCCUACAAGACUUCCUAGUAAAUGUGCACCCUGAUAAAGAACCACGCAAUGAACUGUUAAAAGAAUUCUGGGAAACAGCUUUUCAGUGCUCUUUCAGGAAGAGUGGCAGUGGUGGCUGUACUGGUUCAGAGAAAUUGGCAGAACUCAAAAAUGAAUAUAUUGAUGUAUCAGAGCUGCGAAUAGCAAAUAAAGUGUACACUGCAGUGUAUGCCGUUGCACAUACACUACAUAAUACAUUAAAAGACUUUUCCUCCAACACCAGUAAAAGAGAAUGGCCUUCACCAAAAAAGGUGUUGGAGUAUAUAAAGGAUGUAAGAUUCACUGUUAAAACAGGUGAAGAAAUCUUCUUUGACACAACUGGUGAUCCAGUAGCGAGAUAUGACUUGGUGAACUGGCAGUCUGCCAAGGAUGGAACUCUGCAGUUUAAGCAUGUGGGUCUCUAUGACAGCUCACUGCCUUCAGCACAACGUCAGCGUCUUCAAGUCAAUCAAGAACACAUGCUAUGGGCAGGGAACAGUGAACAGUUGCCUGUGUCCAUGUGCAGUGAGAGCUGCCCCCCCGGCACUAGGAAGGCUGUGCAAAAAGGACGACCUGUCUGCUGUUAUGACUGUAUUCCAUGUGCAGAAGGAGAAAUCAGUAAUGGCACAGAUUCUAGUGACUGCUUUCCUUGUGAUUUGGAGUACUGGUCGAAUGAAAGCAAAGACAGAUGUGUAUUAAAAGUGGUUGAAUUCCUUUCCUAUACAGAAAUCAUGGGGAUGGUGCUUUGUAUUUUCUCUUUCAUUGGGUUGUUAUUAACGAUAAUUGUAUCUCUUCUCUUUUAUCUUCAUAAAGAAACACCUAUUGUCAGAGCCAACAACUCAGAGCUGAGCUUCCUGUUGCUCUUCUCACUCUCACUGUGUUUUCUCUGUUCACUUACUUUCAUUGGUCAACCCACUGAGUGGUCCUGUAUGUUGCGUCAUACAGCAUUUGGGAUCACUUUUGUCCUCUGUAUCUCCUGUGUUCUGGGGAAAACAAUAGUGGUAUUAAUGGCUUUUAGGGCUACACUUCCAGGAAGUAAUGUCAUGAAAUGGUUUGGGCCUCUUCAACAGAGACUUAGUGUUGUUUCCUUAACAUUAAUACAGGUGAUUAUAUGUGUGCUUUGGUUAACAAUAUCCCCACCUUUUCCAUAUAUGAAUUUGAGCUAUUUCAGAGAAAAGAUCAUCCUAGAAUGUAACUUAGGUUCAGCUCUUGGUUUCUGGGCUGUUCUGGGUUAUACUGGUCUGCUAUCAAUCUUGUGUUUUAUUUUAGCUUUUCUUGCUCGUAAGCUCCCUGAUAAUUUCAAUGAAGCCAAGUUCAUCACAUUCAGUAUGCUCAUAUUCUGUGCUGUCUGGCUCACAUUUAUACCAGCUUAUGUCAGUUCUCCUGGAAAAUUUACUGUAGCCGUUCACAUAUUUGCUAUUUUAGCGUCAAGCAUUGGUUUACUAUUUUGCAUAUUUGCUCCAAAAUGUUACAUAAUUUUGCUAAAACCAGAGAAAAACACAAAGACACACAUAAUGGGUAAAUCUUCAUCUACAACUCUUUAA
Sinocyclocheilus grahami is the source of this 2568-nucleotide messenger RNA. RefSeq names its product extracellular calcium-sensing receptor-like. The coding region runs from base 1 to 2568 and encodes 855 amino acids. Gene Ontology annotation, molecular function: G protein-coupled receptor activity. NCBI's taxonomy places the organism in Eukaryota, Metazoa, Chordata, Actinopteri, Cypriniformes, Cyprinidae. Gene Ontology annotation, biological process: G protein-coupled receptor signaling pathway. The transcript has 6 exons. The record is from RefSeq and is a predicted model, not a curated record. Gene Ontology annotation, cellular component: plasma membrane.